Messenger RNA from Anneissia japonica, 1151 nucleotides. Its product is annotated as golgin subfamily A member 6-like protein 22. The record is from RefSeq and is a predicted model, not a curated record. The transcript is spliced from 8 exons. NCBI's taxonomy places the organism in Eukaryota, Metazoa, Echinodermata, Crinoidea, Comatulida, Comatulidae. The coding region runs from base 45 to 1136 and encodes 363 amino acids.
UUGAGGAUCGGCGGCCUAUCUGAUGAUUUGUUUACAAAAAAACGAUGGCGGAAAAUGACAUAAAUACCGACAACAUUAGGGAUUAUCUAGCGAGACAGGGUGGGAAAGCAAGGAAUUCAGACGUUGUAUUACAUUUUAAAGAAUACCUUAAUUACCCUGAUCAAAAGAAAAAAGAAUAUUACAGACAAAAGUUCAAGGAAUAUAUAAAUUUAGUUGCAGUGAAGAAAGAUGAAAAUGGUGUAAAAUACCUUGUGUUAAAAAAGAAAUUCAGAGAGCCAGUUGAUUCAGAGUCAUCACCACGCCAAUGGCGAAUCGGACAUCCUCAUGAAUACGAACAAGGUACUCUUGAAAGGUCACCUAGUAGGUCAGAAGCGGAGAGAAGAAGCGCUGAGGAGAGAUGUCGGCAACAGGCUAAACGUCUAGAGGAAGAGGACAAGAGGCAUGCGGAAAAAUUAAGACAGGCAGCGAAACAAGAAAGAGAAAGGCGGAUGGAAGAAGAGAAAAAAGCUCAAGAAAAGAAGAAACAAGAACAGCAAAGAAGGAAUGAAGAGGAGAGAAUAAGGAAUGAAAGAAUACAGGAGGGUUUAAAACAGCAGGAGAUAGAACGAAUGCAGAGGGAAAAAGAACUCUUUGAUAAGAAGUCUCAGGAAGAGUUUCAGAAAAAUGUAAUCGUGAUUGUUGAACCAUCAGGAGAUGAUGGUACCGAUGAACCCGAUGGUUACACAGGCCCAUCAGAACAAAGAGAUGUAGUAUGUUCUAAAGAAGGUGAACGAAUUAUCGAAGAAAAAGCUCAAAUUUCAAGUGUUACUGAUCAGGUUCAAAUGAUUAAUAAAUCAUUUGAAUCUGAAAAAAGUCCAAGGUCUAGAAGGAAAGGAAAUGCAGGUUCACAGAAACCUAUUUCAGAAACAAGUAGAGGAAGUGAUCCAACAUUAAAUAAAGAUACAUUGUCUUCGUCAGGAUCACAGGCAUCUCUUAAGUCAACCAUUUCUGGGCAAGAACGGUUAUGGAUUUUGUAUUCAGCUCAAAAUGAUCUUGCCAACCUAAGUUUAUUGCUGAGUGAAAACAAGGACUUGGCCUAUUCAAAGGACUUUAUAAAUGUGAGUAUUUCCUUCUGUUUAUUUAUUCAUUUAGAUUAAUAAGUCCUUUUAUCC